Molecule: messenger RNA, 1080 nt
Organism: Peronospora farinosa
Lineage: Eukaryota; Oomycota; Peronosporomycetes; Peronosporales; Peronosporaceae
Source: the annotation of a GenBank genome assembly
AUGGUCAUGCAAGUCCUACAGCGUCUUGGCACAACCAGGAAAACUUUCUUGCAAAAUACUAAGACAACAGCAAGUCUUUUACAUAAAUAUCAAUUAAUAUGGGUCACUGAUUUUAGUACUAGUCAAUUAAGACCUCUUGGUCUAAAAGAAGGUGUAAAAACGACGUCGGGUAUGACGCCUAUCAUGCAGAUGUUGGCGGCCUAUGUGGUUGUAGGUAUGUCAGCCAUGAUCGUUGUUGCUCGUUACAAGAGUCGUGAUGUUCAAGAGGAUGAGAAUGUCCGUAUCUAUAACAUGGCAAAACGUGCAGUCGUGAAAGAUCGACGUCUGUUUGAGACUGUAGGGUAUCCAAAGGAAUUUGAACGGAUUAAAAAACUUGAUGAGACUGAGUCAUCUCUUGAACAGAAAGGGAGUUUCAAAGUCAUGGGAGACAAUGGGAGUGUCAUGGUACACUACCGACAGAAUGUCCAUGUAGGCGACGACAAAGACAGCAACAUUGUCACGUUUGACGAACUGAGUGUGGAGCGUGAGGAUGGAACGCAAUUCUCAGCGCUCGAGUCUUUCUUGCAGAACCAAAGCGUCGUUACACACCAGAAAUCCGAGUCGCUGGGCAACAAGAUGUUCUUUCCAGUGAUCGGUGGCGUGUUGAUCGGCGGCUUGGCGUCGUUCUUUGCCAUUCGUAUCCUGCGCAACCGACCAUUCUACGUGCACAAAUUGGUGCUCGACCAUGUAAACAACCACGACAUGGCACGCCAACUGAUUGGACACCCCAUCAAGAGCGACCGCACCAAGUACGUAGGGGUGCUCACGAAUGAAGCUGCCAAUUAUACUAUCUCGUGCUCCGGUCCCAAGGGCAACGGCACGCUCAUUGUCAAGGCCUUCAAAAAAAUAGAUCCGGAUGAGAAAGCCAAAGACGGACAGGAUAAAUCUGCUGGAGUCAUGACAAUUCCAGGUACAUCUUGGAAAUUCUCGACGCUUGUGCUGUCCGUCAGUCGUAACGAGAAACGCAAAGCAAAGAAAGCUAAGACAAUCAAUCUUCUAAUUAGUGGUGACGUGCCACCUGUAUCAUCACAACGACCGUAG